Messenger RNA from Zea mays, 456 nucleotides. RefSeq names its product 40S ribosomal protein S28. NCBI's taxonomy places the organism in Eukaryota, Viridiplantae, Streptophyta, Magnoliopsida, Poales, Poaceae. Gene Ontology annotation, biological process: ribosomal small subunit assembly; translation; maturation of SSU-rRNA. Gene Ontology annotation, cellular component: cytosolic small ribosomal subunit; ribosome. The coding region runs from base 113 to 310 and encodes 65 amino acids. The transcript is spliced from 2 exons. The record is from RefSeq and is marked validated. Gene Ontology annotation, molecular function: structural constituent of ribosome.
AUAUAGGCCUAGGGUUUCCUUCCUCCUCCAGUGCUGUCAUCGCCGCCGCCGCCCCGGUUUCCUUCGUAAGCCCGUCGUCCUCCGUCCGCGACUCUGCGCGAGAAGCGAGAGUAUGGACACCCAAGUGAAGCUUGCUGUUGUGGUGAAGGUGAUGGGAAGGACCGGCUCCAGGGGUCAGGUUACCCAGGUCAGAGUGAAGUUCUUGGAUGACCAGAACCGUCUCAUCAUGAGGAACGUCAAGGGACCGGUUCGCGAGGGAGACAUCCUCACACUGCUCGAGUCUGAGAGGGAGGCUAGGAGGCUGCGUUGAGGCGGAAUAGUGUAUUGGUAGUUUUCGUAUGGAGUUGGAUGUCAUCUAAUUGUGCUAUGUUUGUCAAACUUUGGUAUGACCUUCAAAACACCUGCCUUGUAUGAUUAUUUGUGAGCCUGGUGAUAAGAUUGCAGUUUGGUUUUUUA